Messenger RNA from Colletotrichum phormii, 778 nucleotides. RefSeq lists its product as uncharacterized. NCBI's taxonomy places the organism in Eukaryota, Fungi, Ascomycota, Sordariomycetes, Glomerellales, Glomerellaceae. The transcript has a single exon. Bases 99 to 578 code for a protein of 159 amino acids. The record is from RefSeq and is a predicted model, not a curated record.
UGAUGAUGAUGAUGAUGAUGAUGAUGAUGAUGUUGACUUGUUGGUGGAUGUUGAUGUUUUUCGUCGACGAUUUGCCUGGCCCAGGGUAAUGAUGAUGGAUGAAUUUGAUGCGGUUUCGUUGUCGUGAGAUGUGUUAUUCUUUUUGCAUCGAUGCCGCCUCGGUCGUGAAUGUAACAGAAAAUGACAAGAAAACAAGAACGCGAACGAAAAAAAUGCAAGAAAACAAAAACUUGGUCGUUUCCGGAUAUCCUCGUCGUUCCUAUUUCCGUAUGCCCUCAUAUCGUGUCUGUGUUGUGUUCCAUCCUGUCCUAUUCUGUGCCGUAAUGAAAAGCAAAAGGGGAAACCAGAACAGUCGAGAGAGGAGGAAAAAAGAAAAGAGACAAGCGGGAGUUGGGCAGGCAGGCAGACAUUCGCCACUCUCUUCUCUUCCCUCCUCUCUCUCUCUUUCUCGCGUUCUGCUUUCUCUCCUCUCUCGUCCCCUCUCCUCUCGCACCCUGAUCCUGACCGAAUGUUCAGAAUUGCUUUUUUCUCCCUCACCUGGGUUCGCGGCUACUGCUUCCAACAGAGGAGGAAGCUAGCCUACAACACGCAAGACGCUCCGCGCUGCCGCACCACCACCACCAGUGACCACUGACACGCACACCCAGCAGGCAGGACACCGAAAAGACAGUGAGAGGGAAAAAGAAAGAAUGGUGGUAGUGAAGAGCACCAACGAGUCUCGAACCCUGCAGGUGUCAAAGACGGGCACUGUACUCUUCGAGUCCGAGGAAGAGACGGG